AUGUUAAAUUUUGAUUAUUUCAUUGCAGGUUCUUGGGAUCAUCAAUUUCUUCUAGAGUGUGUUUUCCGGACUCUUCAGGUCUUUACCCUGUAUAAUUUCAAGGUCCAAGUGUUUGUAUGUGAUGGGGCAUCAGCCAACCUGGUGUUGAUUAAGUUGCUCUGUGGAUACAAACGGGAACAGCUUCCCCUGUGUGAUGGAGAGGAUCCUUUUGCUGUGACAGCGUCUUUUCAAAACCCGUAUGAAGAUCAACCAAGGGACAAGAGAGUAUUUGUUGUUGUUUGCCCAUCUCACCAGGUUAUCUGAAACUCAAGAAAUUGCAUGAGUCAAUAAUAUCAAUAGCUUAUUUAAAACGGCCCCAAAUUUCAUUAAUACAUUAAUUUUUUACUAGCCUGCCAUGGUCUGCUUUGGUACGAAAAAAAAAUUCUCAAAAUGGGAUUAGCAACUCCCACUGAUUAAUUAUCUCAAUUACUUUAACUCCAGUUAACCUGUUUAAUCUGCUAAAACUCUGUACUAAGGGAUUGAAUACUAUUAAUCCUUCAUAAUUGCCCUGAUGGACACUUUCUCUAAUGAUAAUCCUUCUUCUACUAUAACUGCUAGCUUCUGUUCACACUUUUUUGUCUUCCAUUUUACACAUAGUUUAGUAGAUUUUGGCUUCUCCAUUAUUUUAUGGUUCAGUAUGCUUAUAACUAAUGAAUUGAUUUUUAUGACAACUGUUUUUCUAUGUUUGAACAGCUCAAGAACACUAUUGCAGCCCCAUAUAGCUCAAGGCCUGGUGGUGCCUAUAAUAGAUCAGUAUGA
Molecule: messenger RNA, 798 nt
Organism: Porites evermanni
Lineage: Eukaryota; Metazoa; Cnidaria; Anthozoa; Scleractinia; Poritidae
Source: the annotation of a GenBank genome assembly